Molecule: messenger RNA, 3763 nt
Organism: Pelagomonas calceolata
Lineage: Eukaryota; Pelagophyceae; Pelagomonadales; Pelagomonadaceae
Source: the annotation of a GenBank genome assembly
AUGUCCGGCUUCACGCCCGGCCGCGAGACCUGGCGGAUUAAAAUAGAGAAGCAGUUGGAUGGAUUCUGCCGAAGCGCCAAUAGAGAACUCCAAUUCCCGCCGACGCUCACGAGUGAAGAGCGCCGCUUCGUCCACGCCCACGCCCCCAAAUUAGGCCUCAAGACAAAAUCACAGGGCAAAGGGGCCGAGCGCUUUUUAACUGUGUGGAAACCUCAAAGAGUUGUGGCUUUAGCUGAGGAUGCUCCUAGACUAGACUUAGCCAAGGACGCGGCCGUCGUCCUCGACGCCCACUUCAGGGCCCACCCUCCCACGCCAGAGGAACUCAAUGAUGCGAGGGAAGGGCGAGUCGCGGACGCGAAACCAAGCCCGGAACCGGGCACCGUUCGCAGUACGCUGAGAAACGUCAAAAACCGCCACAAGUCGAGAGCCGCGGUCAUCGACUACGCCAAAACGAAGCCGGAGUGCGCGACGGCGCCGUCGGCCAUGCGUAAAGCGCGUCAGAAGCUGCCGGCCUGGGAGGCGCGCUCCAAGGUCGUCGAUUUGGUAAAGAGGCACGAUGUGGUGCUCGUCGCGGGCGAGACGGGAUGUGGGAAGAGCACGCAGGUGCCCCAGUUUUUGUUCGACGCGUCGGCGUGUGAGGCGAGUAUUGCCUGUUCGCAGCCUAGGCGACUCUCAGCGAUCGCCGUGGCCGAGCGCGUCGCUGCCGAGAGGGGCGAGACCUGCGGCUCGACCGUCGGGUACCAAGUGCGCUUCGAGUCCUCGUUCUCGGCCAAGACACGGUUGUUGUUCGCGACGCCCGGAGUGUUGCUGCGGAAGCUCGGCUCCGACCCCGACCUCGUGUCGUACACGCACUUUUUGCUGGACGAGGUCCACGAGGAGGACCGGGACACGGAGUUCUUGCUCGUGGCGUUGCGGGAGUUAGUAGCGCGACGGAGAGAAGCGUAUGACGCAUCACCUGACGUAGCGCCGCCUCCGUUAAAAUUAGUGCUCAUGUCGGCAACUUUGGGCCUGCAGAAGCUCGGCGACUAUUUUGGCGGGUGCCCGUCGUGCUCCAUGGGCGGCACGAACUAUCCCGUCACGACGUUCUUCCUCGAGGACGUGCUCAAGCAGACGAAGCGCGUAGCGGCGUCCGAUGAUCGCCACGCCGUCGACGCGACGCUGGAGUCGGCGACGCGUCGCGGCGAUGGCGUGAAGGCGCCGCAGCACCGCGAGACAACGCCGAACGCAGGUACGUCACACUGGCAGCGGACAUGAAUUCUCGAGCGGAAGCCCUCAAGACCGACGACCAGGACUUCAAGAAGGAGGUCCUCGAGGCCUCAAAAGUUUUAGAUGCCGGAUUGAAGUGCGCCAUGUGCGGUCGCGCGGGCUUCGGUUCUGUGGAAGAACUGGGAGAUCAUGCCGCGGAAUGUUUCGGCGAGCCCGUGGCGAGCAGCGACGCCGUGACGGGCGACGACGACGCCGCCGUGCUCGCCGAGAUGCUCCGCACGAGGGACCUCGAGGAAGAGGUUGUUGAAACUGAGGUCGACUUUACGGCUACGUCCUAUGAGGACGACGAGCGCGCGGUGAACCGGGUCUCGGCGGGCGGCAAGCAGGUCCACGCGGACGCCGAGGGCGACGCGUUGGUGCGGCAGUACCAGCGGUCGGUCGACGACCAGACGCUGGAUCCGGACCUCGUCGCGGCCCUCGUGGAGUACAUACUUUAUAGCUCAUACGACAAGGGUGCUAUACUGGUGUUUGUGUCCGGCUGGCACGACAUCGAGCGGUGCCAAGAUAAAUUGGAGGAGUCAUCCGUCGCGGCGUCGCUGUGGGUCGUCCCGCUCCACGGCAGCAUCGAGUCGAGCAAGCAGCGCGACGCCUUCCGCCCGCCGUCCGACCCAAAGCAGUGGAAGGUCGUGCUCGCGACGAACGUGGCGGAGACGUCCGUGACGAUCCCCGACGUCAGUUUCGUGAUCGAUGCUGGGCUCGAGAAAAUUGUAAAAUACGACGACCAUUUGGGCGCUGACUCAGUGUGUUGAACUUGACUUCAACGUGGACCGUUCGCGGUUUGAGUGGGUCGUGCGACGUCGUUUCCUAGAAUCAUGGCGCUGGGUGGUUUUUUAUGCGAUUUUGAGGCCGUUCAGACCGAGUCGAGCGACCGCGAUGCUCCGAACGUUUCCGAACUUCAAGGUCGCGUCGAUGGCGUCACGACGCCGUCGACGCGUCGCGGCGACGGCGGGGAGGGGCGCCGCACGCCAUCGGCGCGACGUCCCUGUGACCGCGUCGUCACCGCGCAGGCGCCUCGGUGCUCCGCGCGGGCUACGUCUCGCAAGCGUCCGCGAACCAACGAAGAGGCCGAGCGGGUAGAACGAGACCAGGUGUCUGCUUCCGGCUCUAUACGCGGCGAAGGCACGAGGUCAUGGAGGUGAGUCGACCUUCCGAGCUCCUGCGGUUGAAUUUGGAGGGCCUGUGUCUCCAUGCGACGGCCCUGCGGGUCAUGCCUUCCUCGGUCAUAGACGAGGCGUCGUGGACGGCUAGAGAUUUUCUCGGAAGGGCGCUGAACGCGCCGCGCGAAAGUGCGGUCGAGCACGCCGUGCGGUCGCUGAUCGCGAUGGGCGCGUUGUAUUCGGAUGAUGAAUUGGCGACGCCAUUAGGUGCUGCUUUGGCGCACCUCCCGCUGGACCCGCGACCGGCUUUAGCCGCGUGCUACGGCCGUUUAUUGUGCGGCGCGCGGAGCGCGGACGCGUUCCGGGCCGUCUGCUGCAUGGACGGCAAAGAUCCAUUUGUGCGUGUACAGUGUCUCUCUUCCGAUUUUGGGGCCGUUCGGACCGAGUCUCUGUCCGAAUCGGCUCGAAUUCGGACCAUCGCUUUCUCUGAUGGAGACGAGUCCUGCGGACACUUCAGAACGCCGAGAUCACAUGUCUGUCGCGCGCAGGUCUCGAAGGCCGGGAAGGACGGCUUCGAGAGGAAUCGAUCCCGAAGGGAAUUGGGCGGCGCGUCUAGAUCUGAUGUUGCUGCCUUACGAAAUGCGGCGGCCGGCUUCGCGAGUGCGGGCGCGCAGAAGAGCCAGUACUGCCGGAAGCAUUCGCUCGGCUUUGCGACCCUAAGAAUGGUCGAAAAUGCGGCCGCCCAGCUCGAGCGAGAGGUGCCCUCGAAGUCGAUCAACGCGCCGUGCGACGACGGCUGUCUCGACGCCGUGGCGUGCGUGGCUCUUCACCCGAACGUCGCCGCGAGAGAUCCUGGGAAAGGGCAGUACGCGUCGAAGCAGGGCGCGUCAUGUCGAGUGCACAACCAGUCGUUGGCGGGGGAUCGCGAGUCGCCGUUCGCGUCUUGCAACCCGCACGAGGGGUCGACGCCCCAACUUUUAUGUUUCGGGGCGUUACUUGAAAGUGACGCGGCCUUUCGAACGGGCCUGAAACUGGCCACGAACCAGCCCUGCGCGCCGCUGACGCUGGCUCUACUGUGCCAUUCCGACGUGGCUCGAAGCGGUAGCACGCUACUCAUCGACGGGUGGCUGCGGUACGCGAUGGACGAUAAUAUCCUAGACAAGCUGCUGGUGCUGCGAUUGCGCUUGCGGGCGGCGUUAAGUGCGACGGUGGCGCGGGCGCCUUUAUCAGUGAGGCUGCGCAAGGCGGCGGACGCGGCGCGGGAUGUUUUAGCGGCCGAACAACGGCGCUUGAUCGGUACCGGUCGGAAUAGCGUCGGCGGCGCGGCCCUUCGGUCGGGCCGGGGGCGCGGGCGCGACGGGCGCGGGCGGGGCCGAGAGGGGCGCGGGCGCGGUCGGGAC